UAUAUUCGGAAACUUGCAAUGGAGUGGAGAAUAUUGGAUAUAUUCAAGUGGAUUCGAUAUAUAGCCUAUUUGAGAGCGACCAAUUUUUUGUUUUCUUAAUCUCAAAGUGUAAUAGGUCAUUUGUUCAACCCUGGAGCUGUUGGAUAGAAUGGCCUCAGGUGGUGGGGAUGGCCCGGGGAAGGUCACACAGUACCGGGUGGACCACCUCCUCACUGCCGUGGAGAACGAGCUACAGGCGGGCAGCGAGAAGGGCGAUCCCACGGAGAGACAACUCAAAGUCGGCUUGGAUGAGAACGAACUGUGGCAGAAGUUCAAGGAACUCACGAAUGAAAUGAUAGUAACCAAAAACGGCAGACGCAUGUUUCCGGUGCUGAAAGUGAAUGUUUCUGGGUUGGAUCCAAACGCCAUGUACUCGUUCCUGCUGGACUUCGUGGCUGCGGACAACCACCGGUGGAAAUACGUUAACGGGGAGUGGGUUCCCGGGGGUAAACCCGAGCCUCAAGCCCCGAGUUGCGUGUACAUCCACCCGGACUCGCCAAACUUCGGUGCCCACUGGAUGAAAGAUCCGGUGUCAUUCUGUAAAGUCAAACUCACCAACAAACUCAAUGGAGGAGGCCAGAUCAUGUUAAACUCGUUGCACAAAUAUGAGCCACGUGUCCAUAUUGUGAGCGUCGGAGGACCGCAGAGAAUGAUCACGAGCCACUCCUUCCCGGAGACGCAGUUCAUAGCCGUCACUGCCUACCAGAACGAAGAGAUAACCGGUCUGAAAAUCAAAUACAACCCGUUUGCCAAGGCCUUUCUGGAUGCUAAAGAAAGAACUGAUCAUAAAGACUUUAUGGAUGACAGUGACAACCAGCAGUCAAGCUACUCUCAAUUGAGUGGAUGGUUCAUCCCAGGACCUCCUGCUAGCCCUCACACGCAGUUUGGGAGCCCACUGUCCCUGUCCUCGUCCCACGGCUGUGACCGCUACUCCACCCUGAGAAACCAUCGCUCUGCACCGUACAGCAGCCCGUACACCCAUCGGACCAACUCACCUACUGGUUACUCUGAUAUGUCCUCUGGCUGUCUGCCCACGCUGCCCUCCCAUGACAACUGGUCCAGUCUUCAGAUGUCUUCCCACUCCACCAUGCUGCCCGUGACCCACUGUAGCGCCACUGGGACCAACUCCAGCCAGUACCCCAGCCUGUGGUCCGUCAGUAACCCGUCCCUGACCCCUGUCUCCCAGUCGGGGGAGAUGUCCAACAGCCUAGGCUCCCAGUUCCUGCGAGGCCCCAGUAGUAGCCACUAUCCUGGGCUGUCUCACUCUGUCACAGCGCCACCUGGUGGAUCCCCGCUGUAUGACUGCAGCACGGCCACAGAGGUGCAUGAUAGUACGACACUAUCGCAUUAUGAUACGACGCCGCACGGUCACACGCGACUGACUACAGUAUGGACUCCUGUUACACCUCCUUCAAUGUAGGGAGGGAGGGAGAGAGAGAGAGACAGAGAGAGAGAGAGAGAGAGAUGCAUAUAUGCAGACAGACAGACAGGCAGGCAGGCAGACAGCGUAAUACAAUGAAUGCCCAUGUUUUGUGAAAAAAGCUUGAUAGUAAAAAUGGAUUGUGAUCUGUUAGCAAAACAAAGGCUUUUAUUGAGCUUGUAUCGGCUCAUAUUUAUAAAAAAAUUUUACUGCUAUUUUCCCAGGUGAUAAAUGUCUUCAGCUUUUAUCCAUUGAAAGAAGUACACAUCUAACGUGUUGUUUCUAUAGUGUAAAUAUUAAUAUGAUUAUAUUAACCACCUCCGAAUGGAGGUUGACCAUGUAAAUAGAUAACAUAAAAUGUUGCUGUUUGUUUUACAAAAUUUGUCUGAGAAAAUGUUUGUAAAAUGGUACUGUAGUGCGUACUGUAAUGUAAUCAAUUAAAAUGUCUUACUAGAUCUUA
Molecule: messenger RNA, 1919 nt
Organism: Salmo salar (Atlantic salmon)
Lineage: Eukaryota; Metazoa; Chordata; Actinopteri; Salmoniformes; Salmonidae
Product: T-box transcription factor T
Biological process (GO): cell fate specification; somitogenesis; mesoderm formation
Cellular component (GO): nucleus; chromatin
Molecular function (GO): DNA-binding transcription factor activity, RNA polymerase II-specific; RNA polymerase II cis-regulatory region sequence-specific DNA binding
Source: RefSeq, a predicted model, not a curated record